Salvelinus fontinalis (brook trout) is the source of this 6204-nucleotide messenger RNA. RefSeq names its product neuronal tyrosine-phosphorylated phosphoinositide-3-kinase adaptor 2b (gene nyap2b). Bases 919 to 3858 code for a protein of 979 amino acids. The record is from RefSeq and is a predicted model, not a curated record. The transcript is spliced from 7 exons. NCBI's taxonomy places the organism in Eukaryota, Metazoa, Chordata, Actinopteri, Salmoniformes, Salmonidae. Gene Ontology annotation, biological process: phosphatidylinositol 3-kinase/protein kinase B signal transduction; neuron projection morphogenesis.
CCCACAAUGCCAGGCAGCUGAUUAGAGAGCUCUCCGUGGUGCUGAAAAGAGAAAAACACAUUCAGACACACAGUGAGUGCAGUACGGCAAUGAGAGAGAGAGAGAGGGAGAGCGAGAGAAAGAAAGUGAGAGAGAGAGAGCGAGCGAGCGAGAGAGAGAGAGGAAGGUAGAGUAGGCGUGUUCUUUGUGUUGUGAUCCACACUUCUGAAGCCUGGACUCAUCUGCUGUGGCUCAGGCUAGCAGAGAGGAGCUCUGUGUGGAUGAGAGAGGCAGUGGAGGGAUGCUCCGACUGAACACCCCCUGACACACACAUACACACACCGCUCUUCUUUUCAACUACGGACACAAACUGCACCUGUGACACACACACACCUGGAAAGCGAGAGUUCAUCGGACAGAAAAAGCCACGAAGAACAAGUCAACUUCGGCGUGUGAAUUCAUUCUGCAGAAAGUGGCUGCAAGUCAAGAGGAGUGUGUGCGAGGCUUGUUUGUGUCUGUCUGUUUGUCAGUGAGGAUGUGUGUGUGAUGCUGGUAGGGUCUGGUCCAGUGCUGCUGCCUCCUCCCGUGCUCUGUAGCAUGUGCAGAUGAGUGUGAAGCUGGCCCCUGGGUUGGAGUCUAGCAUCGUUUGGACAGGGGGCUUGGGUCUCUCCGGCUACCCAGGGGAGGGAGCACUGGUCUGGGCAUCCACUGGCCACUGCCCCGGCCCUGGAGGACUCCUCUGAGCAAGCCUUACUGUCGGGAGCGUACAAUGGCUACUGGACUUCCCUGUGGAUUUAAGUGGAAUUCUGCACAGAUGCUCCAGGAUCUGUCCGAGUUGUUCAGCGGCUCGCACUGGACUCACCUGGAGAACACCGCAUUGGCCCUCCUCAAGUCAGCAGGGACACAGCUCCACUAAGGCUGCCGGAUCGCUUGCGAAGAAUGAUGAGCUCCAAAGAGGAAGAAACUCUGAGAUUUCUCCAGUAUGUUGAAGAUAGCGGACUAAGAGCCUACAGCGGGCUGGUCUCUCAGAACCUGGAUCACGCCAGGAAUGAGAGGAACAGGAUUUACCUACAGGAGAAAAACGACAAGAAGAGAAAACAGGAGGAAGCCAUAAAGAGGACGGGCGAAGAGGUGGUGACUGAGGGGAAGCUCCUGCGCAUGGGCUCCAUGACAAUGCCACCCCCCCCGGAGCGCAUGCCCGUGCCCCCCUAUCUUGCUUGCGGGCCGGGCUUCGCUGUGCGCUCCCAGUCCCUACACUCGGUGGGUGGGGGCAGUAAUGGCGGUGGGGAGGAGGAAGUGGGCAGCCCCACGUCCCGCAAGCAGCCCCCACCCAAACCCAGGAGGGACCCGGCUACCAAGUUGAGCAUUUCCUCUGAGACAGUGGACCACAGCCCCACCUUGGUCUGUAGGGGCUGCAGGGCCAAUCCGGACAGUUGUGAUGCGCCACAAGGCUGCGGCGAAGACUGCAAGAGGGUCCCUCCCCCCAAACCCAGGAGGAAUCCCAACACCCAGCUGAGCACCUCCUUCGAUGAGUCCUACAUCAGGAAGCACGGAGGCUGCAAGGGUCACUCCCCCUCUGCGGAGCGCGAGCGCAACCCCUCGCCGCCGAGCGACGAGAGCCCCAGCCACCACUCCGACUCGGAUGAGCCCGUCUACAUCGAGAUGGGCGCCAGUGUUGGGGGCGGGGGGCAAACAGAGGCGCCCAAGAGUGAGGACGAGGAGCCGGACGAGUCGGUGUAUGAGGAGAUGAAGUACCCCCUCCUGGAUGACAUGGACUACCGCUGGGACCCCCCGGGAUGCCGCUCCGCCUGCCCCACCCCGGCACCACUGGACCCUGAGCCCCUCAGCCGCUGCUCCACUCCGCGCAACAUCCCCCUCUGCGACAUUCCCGCGCCCUUCCCCAACCUGCUAACCCACCGGCCGCCUCUCCUGGUGUUCCCCCCUUCGCCAGCCCAGUGCUCGCCAAACUCAGACGAGUCCCCGCUCACCCCUCUGGAUGCACUGACCAAACUGCCCAUGAUGGACAACCCCGGUGCCUACAGCAAGUCACCCACCUCCUCUUCCGAGCCCCCCUUGGCGCACCUACGCCGGGAGCUGACCGCCACGCCCACCCUGACCGUGUCGGGUCGCUCGUCGGCCCCGCCCCUGCCCUGCACCCUCUACAAGUCCUCGGCCUCCUCGGCGCACGGCUAUCAGCGCAGCCACUCAGCCUGCCCCUCGCCCGUCAGCAUGGGCCGCUGCCUAACUCCCCUCAGCCUGAUGCGUGCGCCACCCUUCGACGCCCCCACUCCCUUCCCAGGCGGGCUGCCGCGCAGCGCCUCUGCCACGCCCCAUGGAAAGGGCUCGCCGCCCCAGGAUUGCGUUGCUGGGGGCAGGCUGCAUGGGUCGAUGCAGAACGUGUCGACGGGGCGCUCACGCACACCGACCAGCCCCCUGGACGAGCUGACCAACCUGUUCACCGCCGGUAGGAACAUGAUGAAGAAGAACACCAGCGGAAGGAAGUCCAAGGAGCCCGGGGAGACCGAGUCCAAGAGUAAGCCUAACAGCGAGUCCAAACGUGACGGCAAGGAGCGGCACAGUCACAGCAAGGAGUCCAAACGGGAGAGCAAGGAGUCCAAACGGGAGAGUAAGGAACGUAGCAAAGAGUCUUCUUCUCACAGACGCGACACCAAGGACAGGGGCUGUAGCAGUGUUGAACCCCUGCCUAUGAAACGGGACAGCAGAGACCGGGGUUGUAAUAGUGUGGAGCCCUUGCCUAUGACAAGAGACAGUAAAGAUAGGGGUUGCACUAGUAUUGAGCCCCCGCCUGUCAGACGGGACAGCAAAGACAGGGGCUGCAAUAACAUAGAAUUGAUGCCUAGACGCAAUAGCAAAGACAGAAGUGUCCACAGCAUGGAGCCUUUACUACGGCAGGAGAGUAAAGACUCUCCCCGGAAUGGUGUGGAGUCCAGACAUGACAGCAAAGAAAGGCUCAGCCACCAGAACCCACCGGAACUUCUACCCAGGCAAGAUAGCAAAGACCGAACCAGGAACGAAAUGGAUUCGAGACAUGACAGCAAAGAACGAAUUGAUCAGCCACCAGAGCUCCUACCCAGACAAAAUUGCAAAGAUUCACCCAGAAAUGGCCUUGAGUGCAGACGUAAUAGCAAAGACCGAGACAGGGCGAGCUAUGGCCUGGAGUCUAGACAAGAGGGCAAAGAACGAAGUUACAAUGGAAUGGAGCUCUCACCCCGACAGGACAUCAAAGAGUCAGCCAGACAUGGCCUUGAAGCCAGGCGUGACAGCAAGGACAGAAGCUGCAAUGGCUCAGAACUGCCCCCCCGGCGCGAUAGCUAUGGCAAGAGUGCCAAUGGGGUAGAUCCUAGGCGCGACAAAGACCGGGUGGGUUACAGCUCAGAUGUCUUGCCCAGGCGUGAUAGCAGAGAUAAGGGGACCUACAACUUUGAGCAAUCAAAAGCACAAGAGAAGAACGGUCAAUCAGGGCAACAAUCAUCGACGGCCACACCAACUCGGCAUGGAAGACCUGCUGGCAGUCCGCCAAUGAUGUUGGGAACUGGCAAUACAGAACUGAAACCAGCACUUCCGAAGUAUGGCCGCUCCUCCUCUGCCCCAGUUACACCCUCUCCCUUGGGGACCCCACAGAGGCAAGCACCAGAGGCACAGGUACCCCAGAUGCCGUGGAUGUGUGGGGACAGCACCAUGCUGGAGCAGAUUGAGAGGAAGCGCACCCUAUGCAUGGAGAUCCGCUCCAGGCAGCGGCCCCCAGACAGAAACCACCCGGACAGGAACCUGUGCAAGCAGAAGAACAACGGGGCCAAAAAGAUCCAGCCGCCCCCGUACCCCACACAGACCACUGUGUUCUGGGACACAGCCAUCUGACUAUAACCAAUGAUGAACUAUAACCCACUUGGCCCCACGCCCAACCCCCAUCUAGACUUUGUGCCUACUGAUUGGCCUACUCCGCAUCACGGGGGUCAGGGGCAGCCAAUAAGAGCAGGGAGGGGAUCGCUGAUGUCAAAGGACAAUGGUGGUUACCAUAGCAAUAUUUCCGCUUGUUCAGGUUGUAAUGUUUUCUCAUCAUCACUGGUGAUAUUUGAUAUUUUUCUAUUUCAAGUGACUCCAUGUAAGAUACUUAGUACGAAUAAAUAUUUUCUAAACAAAAAGGGAUAAAGCAGCAAAAACUGUGUCGAUGUAGAGCAAUCCAAUGUUUCUUUUACGUUUUUGAUUUGGUAUUUCACAUUUUAAAGCAUAAUCUAUCACGGAUAAUUAUUUAUGCCAAAUGCUCAAUGAAUUCCCAGUACUCAAAGCACUCUUUUGAAUGGAGGAUAUUCUGACUGUCAACACACUGCCACUGUUGUACGUUGACAUAGAAUUCUAUCAGAGCCAUGUAUUUCGAUCUAAAUACAUGGCUCCGGUUGCCAUUAGCCCUUGGGCCAAUGUGUUCUAGUAUGUACAAUACUUAGUCCGAGAACAGGUCAGGAAUCUUGUGCUUCAGUUUGUAAGUUUACAAGCUGUGUAGUCAGUCAGAGCCUUUGACAAGGAUUUAUUUGUUAUGAGAUGGGUUGGCUAGCAUGUACAUAGUACACAACACUAAGAUAGAAACGAUGGUGGGUCAGGGAGAUAAACCUAAGGACAAACCUAUUAUCCCAAACCAGCCUGCUGAGGUAAAUUGUGGGUGAGGUUGCACUUUGGGUGAGGUUGCACUUUGGUUGGUUAUCUAAUGUAGGUUGGUGGAAAUAGCUGGCAUAGGUCAGCUCUCCUACUCUGCCAGGCACAUUGAGGGCAUCUUCCCACAGAGUAGAUACGGAACUCAAUCCACACCAACAACCAGCCGGAACAAUUCAUGCCUGAACUUUUAGACAAAAACUUAAUCUUACGGCAGAAUAUGUGUAUAUUAUGCACUUGCUUGAGAAAUAACUUUGGAAAAAUAUGCUUAUAUAUUUUUGGGUAAAAUGUAGAGUAGUAGAGCUGUGCCAUGUAAUACGUUAUCACUGGUUGGCUGGGUGGUAUGAUCGCAGAUGAUUGGCUGUCUGUGACAGGCCGUCAUCCGUGACUGGCUGUCUGUGAUGCAUUGUCCCCCGUGAUUGGCUUGGCAGCAUCCAUUUUAGGGAUCAGAUGAUAAGGACCUAUAGGGUGGCCACAGCUCUGCCCAAGAAUAAAGACAUGGGUUACACAAGGGCCUACAGAUCAAGGCUUUGUAAAGUAAAGAUUAAUAAUGAAAAAACUGCACUACCCAUCAUCCUCCAUCACACGCAAUUAGGCUGGAUCCAUGUCCAGCUACCCCUCCACUCCCCCUCUACCUCCUACAUCAUCUAAAGAGGUUAUCUUUUGCACGUAAGAAAUGCAAUGUCUGCAUUGCCAAACUGUUUUAGAUGUACCCCCCCCCCUCCUAUUCCUGUCCUCCAUAGACCAGCAUGCACCUGCAUGGGCAAUAGGGGUGUGACUGAAGUCAUGGGUGACUCAGGAGUUGCCUCUAACAGUUGUUCCAGGGCCAGAUUUCUUAAUGGUCUCCUAGGUUAAGGUUAGGAUUUGGGUAAUCUAACUAUAGAUCUGUGGGGGAUGGUCCUACGUCAAGCGAUGAAUCCCUUUGAGGUUGUUUAAGGUGCAGUGUACUGUAGUGAUGUUGGGGACGGGUGAGAGACCAAUAAACGGCUAGAUCCCCAAAUCUGUCCAUUCAUUGGCAGACAUGAGCAGCAGUCCUAUAGGAAUGGAGGAAAGGAAACCUAGGAGUAGCAUGAACAACCUAACUGGUUAAGCCAGUGCAGUACCCCUUCCACUGAGAAAUCAACACGGAGGUCCCAACGAGUCCUUUAUACCUGUAUGUCUGUGUGAGUGUGUGUUAGUGUGUGUUAGUGUGUGCCAAGCUACACUGUAUGCAGGUCAACUCUGAAAUGAUUGUUUUUAACAUGAACUUUUCUGCCCCGCACGGUUGGUCAGCGCAGGCAGGUCUGAAAUGUAUAACGAUGUACAAUCUCUUUUGUGUGUGUAUAGAAUAUGUGCACUGUGAAAGGUAGAGCGAGCACAGCACUGUGAAAGGUAGUGAGAGCACAGCACUGUGAAAGGUAGAGAGAGCACAGCACUGUCAGAGUCAUCUGUCUUAUUUCUAAAAAGGAACAGAAGAAGAAGGAAAAAAAAUGUUUGAGAAAAUGAAGUACUGUAUGCUGAUUGUCACAUGGGUUCUGUUGUCGAGAGAAAUAAAUAUGAACUUCGACCCGCUGUGGAAGA